GGAACAGUAUACGUACUGAGAUUCCGUUCUGCACCGGUAGCUAUCGGAAUGAUGGUAACCAAAGAGCUGGACAAGCCAGAAUCCAGAGGAAUGGAGGAACUGCCCGGCGUGGGCAUCUAGACAAAUGAGCUCUCCAAACUGUCUUCGGCUCUAUCCUUACAGACGGAAGGACGCUCAAGUUGUCUGGAUGUGGGGAGUGGAUAACUCCAUUUUCCGGAAAUGUGCUUUUCCGCGAAUCCCUGUCCUUGAAGUUCAGCUUGCCAUAUACCGGCGCGACGCUGAAAACAGCAUGCUUCUGAUGUAACCCCUCCACUUAGCUGUAAAAACACAGUAAUCAGAACUGCUUGGCAUCUUCCUGAACAAGACUUAAUAGGGGCCAGUAUGCUUCACUACAUCCAGAGGUUUUCUCAAGCAUCUUCAAAGAUGCUGAAGUACCCAUUCACAAUGAGCAUGGGAACCAGAAGAAUAGAUGUACUUUCUCUGAAGACAUCCCUUCAAAAGAACCUAUCCCUUUUGUUUCCAACCCCUUAUCUUUUCCCAUCAUUUCCAGGGUGUAUGAACAAGACACGAUGGUAUCAUACAUCCCCAUGCAGCUUUAAGAAGAAGCAGAAGCAAGCAGUACUUCCAGCCAGGCCACCAAGCACCAUCACUUACCUGCCUGAUAGCCCAAAGCCAGCAUUAUAUAUAACUCUGGCAGGACUAAUCCCUUUCAUUGCUCCACCAUUGGUCAUGGUCAUGACAAAGACUUAUAUUCCCGUAUUAGCUUUUACUCAGAUGGCUUAUGGAGCCAGUUUCCUAUCUUUCUUGGGAGGGGUCAGAUGGGGUUUUUCUCUGCCAGAAGGUAGUCCAGCCAAACCAGACUACCUUAAUUUAGCUAAUAGUAUAACUCCUAUUGUGUUUUCAUGGUUUGCCUUCCUUAUUUCUGAAAGACUCAGUGAAGCCAUAGUCUUAGUAAUAAUAGGUUUGGGGAUAGCAUUACAGGUUGAACUUUUUCUCUUGCCCCAUUAUCCCAACUGGUUCAAGGGCCUAAGAAUAGUUGUCACUUUAGUGGCUUUUUUUUCAUUUGUAGUCACUUUACUACUUGAAAAUAUUUAUCCAGAGAAAGGACCCAAGAGACCUGGUCAAGUAGAAUAAAUAUAAAACUGUUUUGUAAAGUU
Sciurus carolinensis (gray squirrel) is the source of this 1157-nucleotide messenger RNA. It is a transcript of the gene Tmem69, whose product is annotated as transmembrane protein 69. NCBI's taxonomy places the organism in Eukaryota, Metazoa, Chordata, Mammalia, Rodentia, Sciuridae. The record is from RefSeq and is a predicted model, not a curated record. The transcript is spliced from 4 exons. Bases 382 to 1134 code for a protein of 250 amino acids.